Molecule: messenger RNA, 1540 nt
Organism: Amblyraja radiata (thorny skate)
Lineage: Eukaryota; Metazoa; Chordata; Chondrichthyes; Rajiformes; Rajidae
Gene: adat2
Product: adenosine deaminase tRNA specific 2
Exons: 6
Coding region: 35-1072 (345 amino acids)
Biological process (GO): tRNA wobble adenosine to inosine editing
Cellular component (GO): nucleus; cytoplasm
Molecular function (GO): zinc ion binding; tRNA-specific adenosine-34 deaminase activity
Source: RefSeq, a predicted model, not a curated record
GGGCGAUAGUAAGGGUUUCCGGUUUCUGGUCCACAUGGAAUCACUGGGAGGUGGAGGAGAGGGAAGAGGUGGAGUAGGAGUAGGAGAAGAUUCAUGUGAGGGAUGUGGAGCAGCAGAAGGAGAAGGAGGGGGUGUUAGUGAGCGAGAGCCCGAAGCACGAGGUGGUGGUCGUCCCCGUGAGGUUGUAGCAGGAGAUGGUGGUGGUUGUCGUUCCUAUGGUGUUGAGGGAGAAGGAACAUCUUGUGGGAGAGAUGCCUGUGAGGUUAGGGGAGAAGGAGGUGAUAGUCAUUAUCCCUGUGAGAGUGAUAGAGAAGGAAGUCAGUUUACGGCAGUGGUAAAAGGAGAAAGGAAAGGUGGCCCCCAUGGAAAUGGAGGAGAAGGAGAAUGUCGCUCUGAGGUAAGAUUUGGGAUCACCAUCGGGUUUCCCAAUGAGGUGGUUGGGAUUCAGGCUGGAUGGGGCAGUAGUAAGAAAGAGUUUGGAAGUGUGGAACUCAGUGAGGACGACCAGGGGAUUCACAGUGACAGAAGGGAUGUUAGUAAGGAAGGUUUCAGGCUGCCCAGUCAGCAAGAGCAGCAGAGCUGGAUGGAGCAGGCAUUGAGCACGGCAAAAGGGGCUCUGGAGAAUGGUGAGGUGCCUGUCGGAUGUCUGAUGGUUUACCACAAUGAGAUUCUAGGACAAGGGAGGAAUGAAGUCAAUGAAACCAAGAAUGCUACACGACAUGCGGAGAUGGUUGCCAUUGGCUAUGUCUUGGAGUGGUGUCGCCAGAAAGGCAGGAGGUGGCAGGAAGUGUUUAAAGCCACAGUGCUAUACGUCACUGUGGAACCAUGUAUCAUGUGCGCUGCAGCCUUGCGACUGCUGAACAUUCCACUGGUUGUGUAUGGCUGUCGGAAUGAGCGUUUUGGAGGCUGUGGUUCAGUGCUGAACAUUCCCGCAGAUGAUUUACAACACACUGGAGCACCCUUCCAGUGCAUAGGCGGAUACAGAGCUGAUGAAGCAGUGGAGCUGUUAAAGACUUUUUACAAAGCUGAAAACCCCAAUGCACCAAAAUCAAAAGUGCGGAAGAAGGAAUAAGCCCUGCCAUAUCGAUCCUACAGCUGUGAAUCAUUCAGGGUUUGUUUAAAAGACAAACACUUGGCCAAGAAGUUCAGUGUUUAACAUAAACUGACUGGACAGUGGAAAUGAAUAACCAGUCCAUGUCGACUGAGCCAAGGGAUGCUCGCAGAGAAACAAUGACAGUAAUUGUAGACAGCAGCGAGACACCUCACACCUCUCUGUCUCGCUAACAGCCUCACCCUCCUGGUGUGCUUGCCAAGUCUGACAGCAUUUUGGGAUGGCCUGUGUGUUGCACAAUUGUCUCACUCCCUGCCUUUCAUUCAGGAUUGAGAAUCCCACGUGGGGUUGAAGGUGUAAGCAUGUUCUUCUAUUCCUGGAAUUUCAGUGCAUAAGAGUUGCUGUGACAUUUCUUGAUGCAAAGGUAAACUUAUUUAUUUCAUGUAAUAUAUAAAUUAUAAAGCUCAACAAACUACAAGUGAACAAAAA